GCAAUUAAGUCUGUUUUCAGGCACAAGACUGGAAUGUAACACACUCAGUUAAAGUAAACCAAAUUAAUCAGAGACAGUCUGCUUCUCUCUUCAAAACAUUAAAAGAAAGAAAGAAAGGAAAAAAGGAAAAAGGAAAGAAACACAAAACCGCUGCACAAUAAGGAACAUCCACUCUCCCCUUAUUCUCACCUCACACUCACAAAGUGACUUGUUUUGCUUGUGUAUUGAGAAGAACCCCAGAGACCCUUCACCCAGAUUUACUUAUUGUUAACAUUUUGCCACACUUGCACUCUCUCGCUAUAUAUAUAUAUGUAUAUACACAUUUUUUGGAGCCAUUUGAGAGUAGGUUGCAGACAUCAUGCCCCUAAUUAUUUCAGCAUAUAUUCCCCCAAAACAAGGGCAGUCUCUUACAUAACCCAGUAUAAUAAUAAUAAUAAAAAAGUUUAACAUGGAUACAACGCUAUUAUCUAACAUACAAAUGUUGCUGUCUCAAUAUUGCCCUUUAAUGUAAUUCCCCCCCACCCCCACCCCCAGGAUCCAAUCCAGGACCAUGUAUUGCAUUUCAUUAUCGUGUCUUUUUAGUCUCCUUUAAUCUGCAACAGUUCCUCAGCUUUUCUUUGUCUUUCGUGACACAGACAUUUUUGGAAGAGCACAGACACGUUAUUCUGUAACCCUCAGAUGGGUAUGUCUGAUGUUUCCUCAUGAUUAACUUUAUACGUUUCUGACCGGAUGGUGAUGCUGUGUCCUUCUCACUACAUCACUGCGGGAGGUGUGCAACGGAUGUCAGUUUGUCCCGUUAUUGAGGUUAACAUGGACCACUUGGUUAAGGUGGUGUGGCAGAGUUUCUCUACUAUAGAGUUACUAUUUCCCCCUUCCCUCCUUUUUAAUUAUCAAGUAAUUUGUGGCUCUUUAUGUGAAAGUCCUCGAAUGUCCUUACAAUUUCAUGGGAUAAAAAAGGCGAGGCUUUCCCUUUAGGAAAUGGAUACCUAUUUCUUGCCGAAGAGAUCCAGCAGAUAGCCUUUAGCGGUACCAGCCUUUGUCAAUAAAGUUACGGGAACGUGAACCUUUCCGGAAGGGCUGAGUCGGUCGUGCCGCAAGGCCUUUAGGGAAAUGUAGUCGCCUUGGGAGAUCGCGGCUAAACGCCACCCAGUGGCGUCCCGGAGAAAGAGCCAGAAGCCGAAAAGGGAGGGCAAAGAUUGAGCAGCGGAGGCGCUCUAGGACGCGUGCAUCACGGGAAUGGUAGUUCAAGGGAGCGGUCCUGCGGCGUCCCGCCGCGCCCCGUGCAGCAGGAUUGGACUACUAUACCCGAAAGGCCACGCGCGCGGGGGAAUGGGAAGUCGGCCUGGGCCUCCAACAAAUCAAAUCGAAGGAAAGAAACUGCCGGCUUUCAAAAUCGUCCUCCUCCGCCAUCAUCCGCCGCCGUGCGGGGAGCAGGUGGUGUCGGAGGCGCGAGCGGCGAGGAUCGCUCCGAGCGCUGAAGGACAAGUGGGCUGGCCCUCGGGGCCGCUGGACUGGAGGUGGAGACCCCGACCUGACCUGACCCGGGCCCUAAGUCAGUCCCCGCCCCGCCGGACUGACGCGCGCGCCCCGGUCGCCCCACGCGGCGGCGCCGCCUGUUUACGUUUGCAGAUUUCCAAGGGAGCCUACCAACGUGGCCAACAUGGCCUCUGAAGACAUUGCCAAGCUAGCAGAGACGCUAGCCAAAACCCAGGUGGCCGGGGGACAGCUGAGUUUCAAGGGCAAGAGCCUCAAGCUCAACACUGCUGAAGAUGCCAAAGACGUGAUUAAGGAAAUAGAAGAUUUUGACGGCUUAGAGGCCCUGCGCCUGGAGGGCAACACGGUGGGUGUGGAAGCAGCCAGGGUCAUUGCCAAGGCCUUGGAGAAGAAGCCUGAGUUGAAGCGAUGCCACUGGAGCGACAUGUUCACGGGGAGGCUGCGGUCCGAGAUCCCACCCGCGCUGAUCUCACUCGGGGAGGGACUCAUCACAGCCGGGGCCCAGCUGGUGGAGCUGGACCUGAGUGACAAUGCAUUCGGGCCCGAUGGCGUGCGAGGCUUCGAGGCCCUGCUCAAGAGCUCCGCCUGCUUCACCCUGCACGAACUCAAGCUCAACAACUGUGGCAUGGGCAUCGGGGGCGGCAAGAUCCUGGCAGCAGCUCUGACUGAGUGUCAUCGGAAAUCCAGCGCCCAGGGCAAGCCGCUGGCCCUGAGGGUCUUUGUGGCUGGCAGAAACCGCCUGGAGAACGACGGAGCCACCGCCUUGGCAGAGGCUUUUGGGAUCAUCGGGACACUGGAGGAGGUCCACAUGCCACAGAACGGGAUCAAUCACCCUGGUGUCACUGCCUUGGCCCAGGCAUUCGCCAUCAACCCCCUGCUGCGGGUCAUCAACCUCAAUGACAACACCUUCACUGAGAAGGGCGCCGUGGCCAUGGCCAAGACGUUGAAGACCUUGCGGCAGGUGGAAGUGAUCAACUUCGGGGACUGCCUGGUGCGCUCCAAGGGUGCCGUCGCCAUCGCAGAUGCCAUCCGCGGGGGCCUGCCAAAGCUGAAGGAGCUGAACUUGUCAUUUGGUGAAAUCAAGAGAGAUGCUGCUCUGUCUGUUGCCGAGGCCGUGGCGGACAAGGCGCAGCUCGAGAAACUGGACCUCAACGGCAACACUCUGGGGGGAGAAGGCUGCGAGCAGCUCCAGGAGGUGCUGGACGGCUUCAACAUGGCCAGGGUACUGGCAUCCCUCAGUGAUGACGAGGGCGACGAUGACGAGGAGGAGGAGGAAGAAGAGGAGGAAGAGGAGGAAGAAGAUGAAGAAGAAGAGGAGGAGGAGGAAGAGGAAGACGAGGAGGAGGAGGAAGAGCCACAGCAGGGAGAGCAAAGAGAGGAGUCAGCCACACCAUCCAGGAAGAUCCUGGACCCUAACAGUGGGGAACCAGCUCCUGUCCUGUCCUGCCCGCCUCCCGCAGACGUCUCCACCUUCCUGGCCUUCCCCUCCCCGGAGAAGCUGCUGCGCCUGGGGCCCAAGAGUUCUGUGCUGAUAGCGCAGCAGACUGACACAUCUGAUCCGGAGAAGGUGGUCUCUGCCUUCCUGAAGGUGUCUUCUGUGUUCAAGGACGAAGCCACAGUGAGGACAGCGGUGCAGGAUGCAGUAGAUGCCUUGAUGAAGAAGGCCUUCAGCUCAUCCUCCUUCAACUCCAAUGCCUUCCUCACCAGGCUCCUCAUCCACAUGGGGCUACUCAAGAGUGAAGACAAGAUCAAGGCCAUUGCCAACCUGUACGGCCCCCUGAUGGCGCUGAAUCACAUGGUACAGCAGGACUACUUCCCCAAGGCCCUCGCCCCCCUUCUGCUGGCAUUCGUGACCAAGCCCAACGGCGCCCUGGAAUCCUGCUCCUUUGCCCGCCACAGUCUACUGCAGACGCUGUACAAGGUCUAGACGCAAAGCUGGCCUCUCCCCACUGCUCGGCCUGGACCAGUGACGUGGGGAGGACUCAGAUGCAGGACUCUGGCCAGCAGCAGGGAGGGUCUCUGUCACGUGUGUCGUGUCCCCCGAGCGUGUGUGGGUGUGGCGUGUGCGCAGGUGUGUGCUGCUUGUUGGGGUGUGGGCUUUUACUGCCUCCUUGCUGGACUGGCCCUGGUCCUGCUGGAGGGGAGCUGCCCAGGCGAGAGGGCUGCAGGCUGCUCUGCCAUUAAACCCACCGCCCUCUGAGGACUGGCGUGUGCUGACAUGUGCCCUGGCGGCUGUCCCCGCCCACCUCACCUUCCUUACCCUCCAGGGUUGCACCAGAGCCUGGGGAGCUGCUGUCCUCUCCCCCUUUGUUGGGGCUGGUGUUUCCUGCCCUGUCUGGGGCUGCUCACUCGAUGGCUGCCUCUGCUUCCUGUCACCAAGCCUGCAGCCAUCACUCUCCCUACCAUCCAUCCCUGCCGUGCUGACCCUUCAGCCUGAGGGCCAAGGUUACUGUGGGUGGGGCCGUGGGGUGGUCGGCAGAGGGCAAGAGCCUGCACCCACACCGUGUGGACAGGAAGAGACGCCAGUGGGUCUAGGAGCUGGACUUGCCUGGACGGCGCUGGCUGCACACCCAGUGGGCCCUUCUCUGCUGCUGAGAUGUCCAUGACCAGCCUGGGGGCCAAGCUGGAGGGGGCAUCUGGGCAGGCCCAAACCUGUCCUCCAGCCUGGGGGUCAGGGACAGGGCCCACUGAUACCUGAGCUGCAUCUUGUUCGGGGCGGGGUGGGGGCUGGGCUGGGCUGGGCUGGAGAUGCCCUGUGACACCCCGUGCUUUCCCCUUGUGCUCUUUAUGUGUCUGGGCUGUGCCCAUGGCUUCACAAAUAAAGUCAUAAUGUAGCAACCUUGGAGACUGAGAAGCUUUUCACCAAAAGUGGACUGUGUUCAAGGCCUUGGUA
Molecule: messenger RNA, 4387 nt
Organism: Hippopotamus amphibius kiboko
Lineage: Eukaryota; Metazoa; Chordata; Mammalia; Artiodactyla; Hippopotamidae
Gene: RANGAP1
Product: Ran GTPase activating protein 1
Exons: 16
Coding region: 1661-3421 (586 amino acids)
Biological process (GO): signal transduction; activation of GTPase activity; nucleocytoplasmic transport
Cellular component (GO): cytosol; nucleus; perinuclear region of cytoplasm
Molecular function (GO): GTPase activator activity; small GTPase binding
Source: RefSeq, a predicted model, not a curated record